GUUCAUCAUUCCAAACCUUGAACCUUGAACCUCUUAACUGACAUCGUACACACAUGCAGGUGAUCAAUCAAAUGCAACAUUAACCCCCGAGUACAAAGUAUCUGCCCAAAGGAACUGGGGAUUUAGUAUGCAGCAUACCUACCUACCUAACCUAGGUAACUGUCUAAUCAGAUCAGCCGCAAUCCCCAACGGGUAAGAUAUCCGUCUUACAGCUGGUACACUUAACAGUGCAUGCAACCAUAAGCAUGGCAUUUAUACCGAAAUAGAACAUGGAGGGCAACAUUAUAAUAUAUCUUCAGCUGCGGCAUGGCAGCUGACGACAUCUCGUCAUGUGCCAAGGUGAUAAAAAUUAUAAGUAUCGAGGCAGGCUGGCGCUUAAUGUCUGCAAUAUCAGAUUGUUACCCCCCAAGAAAUAUUCACCACAUUAUCGAGUGAACCUUUCUAGGUCUGGGUCUUGACGACGGAAUUUCCAUCAUGGCCGAUGAUCUAACACUAGAGGAACAUGAUCCCGAAUUUCAGAAACUUAUUAAGCACACAGGCGACAACCCUCGCCAACAAAGAGAAAGGUUUAAACCCAAUUCUACCUAUUGUCGCACAUGGCAUCAGGCGCCAAACCCAGAGACCUAUUCAUCAUUCGGUGAUAGGGGCACCACCGCAAGUGUCAACAGGUAUGGUGACAUUAUGCAGUUUGGCAGAUACCUCGACAUAGGGGACUAUGGCAUGUUCUCGGCAGAUCAUGGCGAAACCGAUGAACCCUACUGGGUAACAGGAAGGGCAGACGAUCUAGACGACUUUAGUAGAGAGAGCUUGAACAGUCUACCCGAAUCCACACCCCGCUAUGGUCUUCGGUUCCCAGGGCUGAAGCUUGGAGAACCUCCCGAUAUAAGCUAUAUAUACUAUCGCUGGCCAAGAUACACGUAUAAAACUAGCAAAAUAGAGCUUACUAUUCAGUGGAUUGUGCACGACCAUACAGUUUUACAACAAUGCACUAUUACAAAUCUAGAAGAUACCGAAGCGACAGUUGAUUUCAGAUUUCCAAUCAAAAAAGAGGUCAUGUAUAUACGGGAUGCAGAUUACCUCACCGGUAGCAAUUCAUUUAAUCGUGAACAUCUGGGAUACACCGAGAAGUUGGGCCCACACGGCUAUUCUUGGAGUUUAACUCAUGAACUCCAGAAACCCAAUGAUACAAGCGAACGAAGAGAUAAAGGGUCAGUCAAUGAUCAAUCCAUGAAAGAGCCUCAUCCCGCAACUGUCGAUAAUACGCAUGGUGUCGAAUCGAGCGAUGAUUUCCAUUCCGUUACCGUUGUCGUGUCAAUUUUUGUCGAUGGUGAUGCAUUGCAAUGGCCAUCGGGACCUGAACCGAAAUGGCAAAGGAGGAUAGGAGGCAAUGGCAAGAAAGACAGUGGGAAUACCAUACAAAUUACCACCGCAUACCGUAUGAUACCUACAUCAGAAUCAGGGCCUUGUUGGAGAGAUCUCUUGAUCCCUGUUGAGGCAGUUGACGUAGACAGCCUUCUAGAACGCACCCCAUUCUCAGAGAUAUGCCUUUCAACGACCAUACAGGGAGAGUCUAUUGGUAAUCCCUCAGGUUUACCGUACGAUACUUCCUCGUCUAAGACAGAUGCUCCCUGGCCUAAGGCCCACAUUGAAUUCGUGGUACAUCGACAUCUCGAACAUAUACUCUCCGUGUGCUCAAUUCCUCUAGAACCAUCACGACUGCCAGAUGGAGACAAUGUGUGGCCAACUGCUUUGACAUGUGGGGACAUGUCAGUUCACCGUGUCUGUACUUCGGCUAGUUUCUACGCAACCCGAUUCCUUAUCGAAAUAGCACGUAGGUUGAAGAAUCUUAAAGAAGAAGAUGCAUAUGUAAAGUCUCUUCUCUGUAGAAUAUCUGCAGUCUGCGCCGGUCAUAUGAAGUGGUUGUUUGAAAAGGCAGAGAAGAAAUCUGGCUACUAUACCGCCAACUAUUGGGUUACUGGAAAGGCCAUGCACCGCGAUACUAUGUCAUGGCAACCGGACGAUUCUUUGACUGAUACAGCAUUCCAACUUCUCAAGGCAGGCUACUGUGUGAAGUUCUACCAAGAGAAUGCGCCCUCCAGCCUCGCUCUCGCGACAGAAAUCAUAGAAAAUAGCGGUGGCCCAUGGAUUGAAAAUUUGGAGAAGUUGGACAGGCGUGGGUGUUGUGCUUGGCCCCAUGCUCAGCAAGCAGACACCGAUGUUUUCCGUCUAGAUGAUCAUGUAUGGAUCUGGAGAGCUCUAAAGAUAAUUGAAGAUUCCGGAUUGUGGCCAAAGCGGGCUGAAAGCGAAAAGGGAAUGAAACGGCCUCGAGAUGUCCAGCAAGAAAUACUUCGACGAUUUAUGACUGAGAAUGAAACUUCAAGGAAGCGAAUGUUGGCCGUGACCAGAUCUUCCAGGGAGACCCGAUUUUUACUACACGCGAGGGAUACAGCCCUGUUCUAUGAGGACGAUUGGAUUUCACCGCUUCAGCAAGCAUCCUUCCUUGAUAUGUGGAAGAACACACUCAAGGCACAAGCAUUGCAUGAAAUCAAUCAUGAUGCCUUCUGGGAUAACACACUCCGAUAUGCCAUGGCCAUCAUGAUGAGCAUCCGUAGAGAGAGGAUCAACCAACAGCCUGCACAUGAUUUGGCGAAAUCCUGCAUUAAGGUCAUAUUCCAAUGCAUGAGCCUUAGUGGAUUUUGUCCUGGGGAACUUGAUGAGAUUACUAAAGAGCCGGUUCUCUUCGACAGAGAAGGGGAUCGAGAUUACUUCUUCCAUGCUAGCUUCGAGGUCCCCUUCAUAUUUCUCUUUUACGCUUCUUCCAUAGAAAGAUUAUGCGAAGAACAGCCAAAAGCAACUGAUACCAAUGAAGUUUCGGCAAUAUAUGAACAAGCGGUAUCUAGCACAGAACAUCCCGAAGGACCCAAAGCUCAGCCGAAACGCCAACAAGCACUGAGUGAGGGGAUAGCUCGCGAAUCCGGUCCAAUGAAAAAGACAGUCCCAUCCAGUCACCUUUUCGAUUCAAACAGUAUCAUCGACAUCGAAGAAGAGUGGCUGUACAACUAUCCAGCUUUCUUGAUGAAUGACACAGAAAGAACCCCCAAGGAAAUCCAGGAGAUCUUAAAAAAUCAAAAUGAACAAGGUGUUGAUGCUAGUGCUGAUGUUGAUGAUCAUGUCAUUGUGAAACAGGCCCGACGGGUUUUGCAACAACUUGAACUCAGUGAGAGUUGGAUUGCUGACGAGAAAGUCGAGAGAUCAGUUCUAGCCGAUAUACGAAAGACGAAGAAACUCGGAAGAAACCAACGAAAUAGCAAUUACCAUUUCAGCCCUAAUUACUGCAACAACAACGAUCUUAAGGCCAUAUUAAUGAGACCCCGUGAUGCAAUGGAUGCAAAGAAGCGAUUAAUUUUGCUGCCAGAUGCAGAUGCAGAAACAGCACUAAUAUGCGUCGUUGGUAGCACCGACACCGAACAGCCGGCAAUGUCUCUGUUUUUCGACCGGCAUUGGCGCAAGGAGGAAUAUUUCUUUGAUGACACAACUAUGGUCAUGAACACCUGGGAGACUGAGCUUCAUCUAAGCUUCUAUUGCAUACAAGACGCCGAAGAAGAUCCAUCCACGAGCAUCCGAACGAUGAGCGAAGAUAUAUUUCCAGGUGGAAAGAAACGGAUUUCUAAGACAUCGAUAGGGUUUCGUUUCAAUGGAGACUUUUUCGAUCGCUACUGGACCUGCCAUUUCAUAGAAGACAUAGGUAAUAUGCGCGAUUAUAUGUACAAUGGGAAGUUUCCAUUCACUCUCGACGACAAGGUGCAAGGCUGGAGGCAAAGAAAGGUUCUCGAGCUUCACUUCUUCGAGCAUAUCCUAAGUACACUAAUCAAAGGUACCCGAGAUAUACUGAACGAAGUCAAAAGAGGGCUUAGUAUACGGCAAGGGCAGGGCGCCUUUCCAUCUUCUAUGCUGAGUAGUGAAGACUACUUCCACUCCAGUGCCCGAUGGCAAAGGUACCGGGCUAUUUUGCAAGUCGUGGACGAGACACUAGAAGACGUGGAAUUGGAAGUCUCAAAAUGGGAAUCCCGAGAGAAAGACCGUGGACAGGAAAGACCACGGUGGACUCGAAACGAUGAGCGAAAGUACGGGGGUAUCAUUAAGAAAUUUCAGCGCUCGACCAACAAGCAGAUACGGAAUUUACACAGUGUUCACGCCAGUGUCAAGUCAGUAAAGGAUACUUACACGAAAGGCCAAGAGCAAACACGUGAGGACUUAUCGCUGCGCAAGUCAGAGGACAUCCGAUUCUUCACCUACGUCACUGUAGUCUUCCUCCCCCUUGGCUUUGCCUCGAGUAUCUUCAGUAUGAAUGGAACGCCUCCAGGGGAUUUAGUCGUCAAUCUGGUAAUCUGUGCUAUUGUUGCUCUCACCAUCACCGUGAUUGCCCUGUUCAACGCGAAAACGUUGGCACAUAUUACAGAGAGGGCGGUCCGUCUCAUUGAGGAGUACUCUCAAUCAAAAAUGGAACGAAGUAUCCUCAUUGUGGGAAGUACCAAAGAAAUGGUCAAAGAAGUGAACGGUUCUCAAGAUCCCCAGCUAGAAAAAGGGCAGGACUUGCCAAUUGGCAACUCUCUGAAGCAUUCGAGCGAGAUCAUCAAUACAAACUACCAAGACAAAAGUAUAGGAACUCUGGACCCAUCACGAUUCUGGUUCCUGAUGGUUUAUAUUCUCCUUGAGUUGCCAGCGCGAAGAGUUGCCAUUGCUUAUAACAUCUUAAGGCGGGAUAAGCUUACAUGGAUUGAGUACAUGCAUGUUGUCCUAGGGUUUAUUUUCCUACCAUUUUGUGUCAUUUUUUCGUUGAUCCAGGUAAUGGCUUGCAACAUCAUAGACUUUGUCAAGCUUCUAUUUAUCUUGGGCGCAUGUCUCAUCACGCAAUUAUCAGUGCAUGAAACGGACUUCGAGAGGUACAUGGGAUGGCUUGUGUUGCCUUUUGAAAAGCUACGGCCAAUGAAAGUUGCCGCCUCGAAGUUACAGAGGAAGCGGACGCAGGAAGAGAAGCCGAAAGAGAAGAAGCCAGAAGAUAAUGGCAAACCCGAAGAUACCCCCGUGGCCGAACGCCUGCCUUCCCCGACUCCACCUACCUCUCCUAUCCCUCCUGUUAAUGCGACGGAGGCACCUCACCCGUUGCCAACUCCUCCUACGGGAUGGUUCAGAUUCAGACACGCACAUAAUUUCAUUGUCAAUGUCAAUCGAGCAGCUAAAGGUAGAAAUGAAGCGGCAAACAUCAAUUCGGACUCUGCACUUGUCAACCAUCCUAGGUCCACGAGAAGCUUGGACGCGCCCGUAACGGAAACUAGUUUGCCUACCUAGCUUCCCGGUUAUUGUAUAAAUAAGAAUAGUUAUGCCAUUCCCGAUGAAGAUAAUCGAGACAAGGGGAAUGGGGUACGACCUAAUGAUGGGCAUAGGGGUCUGUCACCGUCUGUGGGUAGUAACUACUAGGAGUUCCAUUUGAAUAAGUGAACUGAGCUAGGUAGGUAGGGUAAUUUCAAGUCAGCAAUUAUUACUACGCCGUAGUUAGGUACGUAGAUAAAAUGCGCUAUAAAAUCAUUGUCAGAGGACUGUAGAGACAAAUUCAUUCAGAUUAAAUAUGCUCACGAAGCGUCAAACCUAUC
Messenger RNA from Hypoxylon fragiforme, 5651 nucleotides. RefSeq lists its product as uncharacterized. The transcript is spliced from 4 exons. The record is from RefSeq and is a predicted model, not a curated record. The coding region runs from base 475 to 5349 and encodes 1624 amino acids. NCBI's taxonomy places the organism in Eukaryota, Fungi, Ascomycota, Sordariomycetes, Xylariales, Hypoxylaceae.